AUCUACUUUAAUCUUCAUCUCUUCAGAUAUAUCCACUCAAUGGAAAAAGGAAACCAAACCAGUGUCUCUGGAUUUCUCCUCUUGGGCUUCUCAGGUUGGCCAGAGCAACAGGCUCUCCUCUUUGUAUUUUUUCUGUGUCUCUACCUAACAGGGCUCUUUGGAAACUUGCUCAUCUUGCUAGCUAUUGUCUCAGACCGUCGCCUCCACACACCCAUGUAUUUCUUCCUUUCCAAUCUCUCUGUGGUAGACAUCUGUCUCCCUUCAUCUACCGUCCCCAAGAUGCUGCUGAACAUCCAAGCACAGACUCAGACCAUCUCCUACCCUGGCUGCCUGGCUCAAAUGUAUUUCUGUAUGAUGUUUGCCAACAUGGACAACUUCCUUCUCACAGUGAUGGCGUAUGACCGUUAUGUGGCCAUUUGUCACCCUUUGCACUACUCUACCAUUAUGACUCGGCGCCUUUGUGCCUCUCUGGUGGCUGUGCCUUGGGUCCUCGCCACCUUGAAUCCCCUCUUGCACACCCUCAUGCUCACCCAUCUGCACUUCUGCUCUAACAACAUCAUCCACCAUUUCUUCUGUGAUAUCAGCUCUCUCUUCCCCCUCUCCUGUUCUGACACCAGUCUCAAUCAGUUCAUAGUUCUGGCUGCGGUGGGGCUGAUCUUUGUGGUACCUGCAGGGUGUAUCAUGGCAUCCUAUGUCUUCAUCAUCUCUGCUGUGAUGAAAAUCCCUUCUGCUCAAGGAAAACUCAAGGCUUUCUCCACCUGUGGAUCUCACCUUGCCUUGGUCAUUCUUUUCUAUGGCGCAAUCACAGGAGUCUAUAUGAGCCCCUCGUCCAACCAUUCAUCUGAAAAAGAUUCAGCCACAUCAGUGGUCUUCAUGGUCAUAGCCCCUAUGUUGAACCCCUUCAUAUACAGUCUAAGAAACAGUGAGCUGAAACGGGCAUUAAAGAAGGCUGUAGGUCAGACCAAAACCAUAUCCCAGUGA
Neogale vison (American mink) is the source of this 981-nucleotide messenger RNA. Its product is annotated as olfactory receptor 1F12. The transcript has 2 exons. The record is from RefSeq and is a predicted model, not a curated record. Gene Ontology annotation, biological process: G protein-coupled receptor signaling pathway. Gene Ontology annotation, molecular function: olfactory receptor activity; G protein-coupled receptor activity. NCBI's taxonomy places the organism in Eukaryota, Metazoa, Chordata, Mammalia, Carnivora, Mustelidae. Gene Ontology annotation, cellular component: membrane. The coding region runs from base 40 to 981 and encodes 313 amino acids.